UUAAUGUACCUUAUGUUUAUUGUUUUAUUUAAAUUACCAUCCAUUCUACUAAACAAGUUAAAACAAGUUUCAUUUUCUUUUUGGACAAGUCGAGACAUGUUAUUUUAAAAGUAGGUAGAUUAAUUACAUAGCAGUCCAACUGAUACAGUUAUUUGUAACAUGAGCUAUAAGGCGAAUCCUGUAUGACAAAAUGAAUAAGUUAUACUAUUGCUUAUUCGUUAAAUUAUGCUCUGUUAGUUGGAUUUCGCAAGUGUAAUUAGACUCAGCAGAUUUAUUGUGUUUUAAAAUCAUUAAUUCAUUCUGUCGUCUACUUUCAUAUCAACCAGUUCUACUGUCCAAUUUUCAAUUUACUUAAUCAUGUCGAGAAGGCAGCAACAAUUAUCUUCGCCAGAAGCUUCGGUUAUCAUAAAUAUGAGCCCAGAAAUCCCUAAAUAUAUAAUUAGGCUAGAAAUCUUGCGUGCGGAAGAGACAGAUAGUGAAGUAAACGUGAAACUUAACUCGAAAGCUCAGUACGUUGUUCACAAUGAACAUGAUAACAUCCUAUACAAGGCACUUCGGCUUAUGUACCAAAUGGGUGCUGAAGUGGCAGCAAGAAACGAAAGUUCAGGCAAUAUAGUACAGACUCAUCACCAGUCGUACUCACCAUCAGAUAACCGGUGAUUGCGCAGAUUUCUGGAUUGCGAAAUUUACCUACUAUUAAUUUAUCAUGAAAUCUUUAAGGAUAGGCGAAAACCCUAAUACAAACAGUUGUCUCAAAAUUAAAAGAAACUCGAAUAAAAAUAAACCUCUUCAAUCUUUUGUAAUUAGAAAAGAGCUAAGAAAAGGAAUUCGUCUUAUCAAAAUAACCAUCCAGGACUUGAACGAAGAAGCAUUAUCAUCAUCCCAGACAGCAAAUAGUGACAGUGUUGUGUUAAGUGCGCAGUACGUUGUCAAAGACGUCGUUGAUGACAUUUUCGACCAAACAGAAAGCAUAGUUAACAAAAUAUCAAAAAAGUUGAGUAGUGAUGAUAUAUUUUACAGUUUUUAAAGGAAUAUUUUGUAUUU
Pectinophora gossypiella (pink bollworm) is the source of this 1044-nucleotide messenger RNA. RefSeq lists its product as uncharacterized. NCBI's taxonomy places the organism in Eukaryota, Metazoa, Arthropoda, Insecta, Lepidoptera, Gelechiidae. The record is from RefSeq and is a predicted model, not a curated record. Bases 358 to 660 code for a protein of 100 amino acids. The transcript is spliced from 2 exons.